Molecule: messenger RNA, 573 nt
Organism: Prunus armeniaca (apricot)
Lineage: Eukaryota; Viridiplantae; Streptophyta; Magnoliopsida; Rosales; Rosaceae
Source: the annotation of a GenBank genome assembly
AUGAAUCAAGCGAAUUUUGUUCAGGGGAGGAAAAUCUUGGAGAAUAUACUUCUUGCUCACGAACUAGUGAAGUGUACCCAGAAGUUAUCCAGUACCACAAAUACGAGAAUAUACUCCUUUGUAUUGAGUUGUGUGAAAGAGAAAAGAUGGGUGGUAUUCAAGAGGGAGGAGGACCCAACCUCUAUUCCAGUUGAGUGGAUAUGUUGGCUCAACGGACAGCGGAAAAGGGCUCCAACACCGGAGGAACUGAUGGAUUUGGAAGCAAGACGUGAACGUGUCCGGCAGAAUGUUGCUCUUCUAAAGAAAGAAGAAGAGGAAAGGAAAGCAAGAGAAGGCAGUGCACGUAAAGUCAUCAACACUGAUAAAGUUGGAGGUCCAGAUUUGAAAAGUUUCAUUCGGCAAUUUGGUGAUCCUUCUGAAGGUGAUGAAAAUCAGGAAGAAUCUGUUUCGAUGGAAGGAGUGAGGAACUCCAAAGAGAAAGAAGCUAAAAAAGCAAAACAAGAUCCUGAGUCUACAGAGCCAACAGGAUCUGGUCAAACAUUCAGGCCAGGAACAUGGCAGCCACCAACAUGA